Dovyalis caffra is the source of this 960-nucleotide messenger RNA. Lineage: Eukaryota; Viridiplantae; Streptophyta; Magnoliopsida; Malpighiales; Salicaceae. The record is from the annotation of a GenBank genome assembly.
AUGACUUCUUUCCAUUUUCAGUUCGUUUUGAAAAUAUUCCUUCUACUCUCUCUUUUUCAAAUCUCUUUUGCUGCUAGGAAACUUAAUGAGCUAGUGCAAGAUCAACCACAACUCUUGCAAUACCACAAUGGCGCUCUUCUUUAUGGUAAAAUCUCAGUUAAUCUUAUUUGGUAUGGCAAGUUCAAGCCAUCCCAACGAGCUAUUAUCUCUGAUUUUGUCUCUUCACUGUCUGCUUCACCAUCAUCGCUCAAAAACAGCCAACCGUCGGUAGCCAAGUGGUGGGAAACCACAGAAAAAUACUACCACCUCGUUUCAAAGAAGACCACCCUUUCCUUAACUUUAGGCAAACAAAUUCUUGAUGAGAAAUACUCACUUGGAAAAUCACUCACAAACAAACAAAUUGCAGAGUUGGCCUCAAAGGGUGACCAAAAAGAUGCUAUUAACGUUGUACUCACAUCUUCUGAUGUUACUGUUGAAGGGUUUUGCUUAAACAAAUGUGGCUCCCAUGGGUCUGCUGUGGGAUCUAAAAGUGGAAACCUUAAGGGCAAGAACAACAAAUUUGCUUACAUUUGGGUCGGUAACUCAGAGACUCAAUGUCCUGGUUACUGUGCGUGGCCAUUCCACCAGCCAAUCUAUGGACCACAAAGCCCACCAUUGGUUGCUCCCAACAAUGAUGUGGGUCUAGACGGUAUGGUGAUCAAUUUGGCUAGCCUUUUGGCUGGGACUGCCACAAAUCCAUUUGGAAAUGGUUACUUCCAGGGUCCGAAAGAGGCACCACUAGAGGCUGCAUCAGCUUGCCCUGGUGUUUAUGGCAAAGGGGCUUAUCCUGGUUAUGCUGGUAACUUGUUGGUGGAUUCUACUACUGGUGCUAGCUAUAAUGCACAUGGGAAUAAUGCAAGGAAAUUCCUGCUUCCUGCUUUGUAUGAUCCAUCUACAUCAUCCUGUUCAACGUUGGUCUGA